Messenger RNA from Ilex paraguariensis (yerba mate), 243 nucleotides. The record is from the annotation of a GenBank genome assembly. NCBI's taxonomy places the organism in Eukaryota, Viridiplantae, Streptophyta, Magnoliopsida, Aquifoliales, Aquifoliaceae.
AAUGGUGAAGAUAGACCAACAAUGAAGGAAAUUGCAAUGGAACUUGAAGGUUUAAGAAAGUUCACCAAACAUCCGUGGGUUCAUCAACAAAAAAAUGAAGAAGUUGUGGGAUUAAUGAGUGAGAGUGAACCAGCAGAUCUUUAUAUUGUCCCAACAAGCCCUUACAAUAAUAAUGGGGACAUCUCUGGACAACACAGCUUGGACAGUAAUCAGAUGAUGUUCCUGAUAAAUAGCCCUCGCUGA